AUGCUAUAUGCAUCGUACGUUAUCAACAAAACAACACCGGAUGGAUCACGUGAUUUGGACUUAAAGGGGUACGGGUUAACCAAACCGAUCCUUCUUGACUCAUGCGGCACCGUGUCGAGUCACAAACAGCAGCUCGUGGCGUCGAAUGGCACAGAUACAGUGAACAUGGCGUUGACCUACUCGGUGACAAUGUCGAAGUCCAGUGACACCGACGAAAUACCUCCAGACACAUUAGGCGGGCGAAUCUUCCAAUCGCGGGCUGUCGGCGGGCCGGAUGUGGCAUGCGGUUCAGACGUUCCAAAUUCGCCGGAGGGCAAUCUGCAUUUGGGAAACUACCUGGAACACCUGAAGACCCAUUACUGUCUCGAUAAAUCUACGGAUGUCCACCUCUCGCUGGACGUGACCGCCUAUAGCGACAACACGAAUGCGCCGAAUAGGAACGUCUGGCGUGCCUUAGCUGUAAAGGACAAAGUAGGAAACGUUGUGGGCAGAUGGACUGCGGUUAGCGACCAGGGUUUUGAAAUAAUAUUCCGCAACAAUGCGCGUUACUUUUUCUAUCUGCAUUACACGAAGAGGGACGGAGAUCAGUACGAGACAGAUGUGACUAAGACGCAGAUUGGAUGGGUGUACGAAACCAACGGGCCCUCCGACGAACAUGCAACGCGUAGAUGUGCUUAUGCUGCCAGAAUUGACGGGACGAAACCGAGUGUGACCACCAUAGUCCAACUGCAAAGCAACGACGUAAAGAACAAGUAUAGGCAGAUCACACGAUUCAUCAGCCACUACACGGGUGGAAUUGGAAGUGCGGCCGCGCACAAAAUUUCACCCAAGAAGGGGCCCUACCCGUGUGACUGUUCCAGCAGAGACCGUCUGGAUUUUGAUGAUGACGUCCCCGAAUCCUUCGCGUGGCACACCCAAGCCAGUAUCCCCGUCGUCAACCAGGAGCAAUGCGGCAGCUGCUACGCCAUAGCCACGAGAUACGUGCUGCAGGCACGUUUCCUCAUCGCCCUGGAAAGAAGCAACGACCGCACUCCCGAGCAGGACAAGGCCCUGGAGGAGCUAUCCCACAACCACUUCGACCCCGAGGACACUUCUGAUUGCAGCAUGUUUAACCAAGGUUGCAAGGGCGGCUACCCGUACUUGAUGGGCAAGCAGAUGCAUGAGCUGGGAAUUUCGGUUGUCAAGGGGGACAAAAAGCAAUGCGCCAUCCUAACCGCCGAGCGUCGUUACUUCGCCAAGGACUACGGAUACGUAAGCGGAUGCUCGCAGUGCACCGCUUGCCAGGGAGAAGAGCUCAUUAUGCGAGAAAUUUACGCAAAUGGGCCCGUAGUCACCGCCGUCGACGCGGCCAUCCUAAACACCGAAUACGAUGGAAGCGUCAUAUCUGCCGUUGGUUCCGAGCAUAACUCGGGCGUUUGCGACAUCGAACAGCACCCCAUACUCACAGGAUGGGAAUACACCUCGCACGCCGUGGCUAUUGUCGGCUGGGGUCAGCAACUUGAACAGGGAAAGAUGGUCAAGUACUGGCUCUGCCGCAACAGCUGGGGUGCCGACUGGGGAGAGGAAGGCUACUUCAAGAUCGAGCGCGGAAAGAACGUCUUCGGCGUAGAAAGUGAAGCAGUUUUCGUCGACCCCGACCUCUCCCGAUUUAAACAGGCCCCUGCAGACGCCCGACUCCACGACAUCCACUACCAUUAUUGA
Molecule: messenger RNA, 1701 nt
Organism: Babesia ovata
Lineage: Eukaryota; Apicomplexa; Aconoidasida; Piroplasmida; Babesiidae
Product: preprocathepsin c
Exons: 4
Coding region: 1-1701 (566 amino acids)
Cellular component (GO): lysosome
Molecular function (GO): cysteine-type endopeptidase activity
Source: RefSeq, a predicted model, not a curated record